Molecule: messenger RNA, 890 nt
Organism: Cannabis sativa
Lineage: Eukaryota; Viridiplantae; Streptophyta; Magnoliopsida; Rosales; Cannabaceae
Exons: 2
Coding region: 241-675 (144 amino acids)
Source: RefSeq, a predicted model, not a curated record
UUAUCUUCUUGUAUUAUAUUUAUAUUACUCACUCUCACACUCUAUCAUCGGUUAAACUCAGCGACAGUGCUUCCUCCGACGAAGGUAUUGUUUCUUUCUCAAAUUCUCACUAAAACCCUAAAACCUCUAUCUUCUGCCACUCCAGUUGGGUCUCCAGCCACCGGCCUCUUACUCCAUCGCUACAGGUAUCUCAUGUAAGCUCGCAAAAGGGGAAAACAUAUACAAACAAGCAAUUUUGAUAUGGCUAGUGUCUUCUUGGGCGCUACCUUUAGCUCCCUCAUUGUUAACAAAAGCAUCAUAAAUUGCAGAAAGUCAAGCACUACAAGUGGUCUACAGCUUGGUGCUAUAAAGGCCAUGCGUAUGGAGAAACCUUUGGAAGAGUUGUACAAAGUGAGAGUGGAACGGAAAGUGUCGACGGAGCGAUUAGCGGAGCUCGGUGUUUCAAAAUGGUCGAUGUGGAAGACGGGCAAGGCCAAGUUGCCAUGGGACUGGCAAGUGGAUCAGCUGGUUUACAUUGAAGAAGGGGAAGUGAGAGUUGUGCCUGAAGGAAGUAAGCAGUUUAUGCAAUUUGUUGCUGGAGAUUUAGUGCGUUAUCCCAAGUGGUUUGAGGCUGAUCUCUACUUCAAUGGUCCUUACCAAGAACGUUAUAGUUUCAGAGCAUAUGGUGAUGACUGAUGGAGCUUUAUCACAUAGAUUCUAUGUGCUUUUUCCAUGUUGCGCCAGAGCAAAAGCUUUUUCUUUGUAUGUUUUGAACUUGAAGAAGUAUAAAGUUUGUCUGUUGGAGUCGUUUUUAACAGUGUAUCAAUUUUGUUAAGUGAUCUCUAAUCAAUAUAUAUGAUUAUUAGAGUUCGUAUUUAGAACAAUUUAGUUUAGUCAAUCGUAGUUUUCAA